Messenger RNA from Phytomonas sp. EM1, 894 nucleotides. NCBI's taxonomy places the organism in Eukaryota, Euglenozoa, Kinetoplastea, Trypanosomatida, Trypanosomatidae. The record is from the annotation of a GenBank genome assembly.
GAUAUGUAUGCAGCAUACAUGCAAAGACUUCGCACAAAAGAGAAUUCCAACUGAUGGACAGUUUCCAUAUGUAACCUUGUAGGAUCUAUUCACGGGGUAAAAUAGAAUCUGCAGGUUAUUUUUCAAGGUCAAUUGUUUCUUCAAAAGGGUCACUUGUGUGGCGGCGAUUCUCUUUACAGAACCUCUUUCCCUAAGAGGAGGGGAUACAUAUGGAGAGCGAUGAGUAUUCUGGCUGAAAUUUUCUACCUCUGAAUAACACAGGAAGCUUCUCAUUGACUAAUGUCAUGCGAAUGAUGAGUUGACUCCAUUACGGAUCUAUUGAUGAUUCUCAGCAGGUUGCGUAGAAACUGGGGUGCUGCGGCGGAGCGCAGCACACAAAUUCACAGAAACGAUUCAGCCGUACAUAUUGUAUGCAGCUACCAUACGUUUCUUCAUCUCCUUUUUAGACCAAACAGCCAACAGUAACAUUAAGGGAUCCUCACAAGUCGGUGGUGGGGGAGAGGGGGAAAGUCCCCGCUGCCGGGCUUUUCUUACAAUGCACGUAUUCCCACAUCAUGUGGUAUGAGGGGACAUCACCAGAGUCACUUUAACUUUACAACCGCCGCAGGUAUUUAUUGAAGAUGGAGAUCAUCAUCGAUGGUGGCGAAAAGCCGGGAUGGCUAGCUUUUAGGGUAGGGUGGAUGGCGCCUUUUACAUCAAUAGAGCAAAAUAUAGAUGCAUCCCUUCCUAAGUGGAGUACAUCCCCUUACCAAUCUUUCCACUCAUUUGCCUUCGAUUAUUUUUAUUCCUUUUACCACCUUUUAUGGUUGUGAGCCUUCAUUUUAUGCGUUAGGCCACUGACCAGGUCUUUAUAACACAUGUUUUCCGACCAUGAACUAUUGAUAACGGAUCAAA